Huiozyma naganishii CBS 8797 is the source of this 663-nucleotide messenger RNA. RefSeq lists its product as uncharacterized. The coding region runs from base 1 to 663 and encodes 220 amino acids. NCBI's taxonomy places the organism in Eukaryota, Fungi, Ascomycota, Saccharomycetes, Saccharomycetales, Saccharomycetaceae. The transcript has a single exon. The record is from RefSeq and is a predicted model, not a curated record.
AUGCCCUUCCAGACUUUCUUCCUGGACUUCAACAGGGGUGAGCACCGAGCACCAGAGUUUAUAGCGAUCACCCCUAAUGCGCGAGUCCCCGUGCUGAUCGACCACGCGCUGGACAACAUGUCCCUAUGGGAAUCCGGUGCGAUUCUCUUGCACCUCGUGCAGAAACACUACAGGGAGACCGGCAACGCGCAACUGUGGUCGAGUGAUUUCAUGGAGCAAUCGCAGAUCAACGCAUNNNAGUUGUUCUUCCAAACGACCGGCCACGCGCCCCCGAUCGGGCAAGCGUUGCACUUCCGGUACUUCCACCAGGAACAGGUCCCCAGUGCUUUGGAACGGUACGUGGACGAAGUACGCCGUGUCUACGGAGUCAUUGAGAUGACUCUCGCGGAGCGCCGCGAGGCACUGAUCCUCGAACUGGACGUGGGCAACGUGGCGUCGUACUCUGCCGGGACAACUCCACUCUCGCAAUCCAAGUUCUUCGAGUACCCAGUGUGGCUCGUCGGCGACAGCAUCACCGUCGCAGACCUCUCGUUCGUGCCCUGGAACAACGUCGUGGACCGUAUCGGCGUCGACAUCCGGGGGGAGUUCCCAGAAGUGUACAAGUGGAUCCGGCAGAUGUUGCGCCGCCCAACGGUGGUGAGGGCGCUCCGCUGCGGCGACUGA